UCUGGUGAAAGAAGAUGUUCAGCGAGGAUAGUGUGUUGAAGUGCCACUGCAAGGUUUCAUCUUUGAGUGUAAGCUGGACUCACUGUUUGGAAGUGUUUAAGACUGGAAAGAUUUGAAACGUGGUUUCACUAUAGCUUGCCCCUCCGUGAUAUCAAAACAUCAUACAUUUAUUAUCAAAUGGCGGCAAAGUUGAAACGAAAAUUUUAUAUUGAGAUCAGCAUCCUUAUCCAGCUAUGUAGCUUUUACUUCUCUGCAGUCAUUUUUCCAAUUUGCUGGGGAUGUUCUGACCAAAUAGGUCAAGAAUGCCGAUCCAUUGUUUUCAAAGAAUCCUUGCAGGAAAAAGUCAUGAAGGGCCACCUGAUCAGGCUUGAAGAGGUGCCCCAUCAAGGCAGCUGUAAUGUGCUGUGUUAUAUGGAGCCCAAUUGUGUUUCCAUAAAUGUUGGGCCUUCGAAAGGAGGGAACUAUAUUUGCGAGCUGAACAAUGCUUCGGACGAAAGUCCAGGUUCGUCCGAUCUUCAGAGUAAACAAGAUUAUAUCCAUCUCAGUAUCGAGAAUCCCUGCAGCAGCAGUCCCUGUUUCAACAAUGGCACAUGUCAAGCUGGGUAUACUGAUAAAGGAUUUCGAUGUAAAUGUCCUUUCGGAUUUACUGGUGUACGCUGCGAGAAAGCCUGCAGCUUUGACUUUGAAGAUGGAAUCGGCGGGUGGGAAAUGACAGGCAGAGCUUUCAUUUACCAGCCUACAUUUGGUGACAAUCCAGCAGCUCGCGGAAGAGAAAGCGCCAAUCUGCAAGGGGACUGGUGGAUAGGGGGAGCCGAGAAACGGUCCAAUGAGAGCGAUCCCCCAGGAAAGCAGCAUCCAGAUGGAGCCGACAACCCCCACGGAACUCUCACCUCACCUUGUUUUCGUAUCGUUGGCAAGAAUAUCUCGUUUCUUAUUGGUGGGGGAUGUAAAAUAAAUGAAGUUCGUGUGGAGCUUAUUGUCAACAUCCAGGUCGUCAGAAAGGAGACUGGAAACUGUUUGGAGACAAUGUUCCGUAAGAGCUGGGACGUAGAGGAGUUUAUUGGUCAAUACGCGCAAGUCAGACUUGUAGAUGAGCGUUCUGAUGGUUAUGGUCACAUCAACUUUGAUGACCUUAAAGCAGAUAUCAUUUGUCCUCACUAUUUUGACGAGAAAAACUGAAGAGACCGCGGUUCUUGAAACUGACAUAUCACCUCAAGUCUGUUUUUCUUUUUUUGUUUGAAAAUAGUUACGUUGAAAGUAUGCUUAAAUCGCUUUUGAUGUAGUACUGUAACAGUACGAGAAUUAUUUGUCUACCGAGUGGGCAAUGAAUUUGUUCAAAAAUAACACACAAACAGCAGUGAUAAACAUAUUGAACUUGCACAUUUUGAUUAUUACUUGACGUUUCGUAUGUACUCAACAUACCUUUUCAAAAGUAACCGCUGAAACUUAAAACAGCUAUGCAUAUAUAAAGCCGAGGUGAGGGGACUGGAACCAAGAUUAAGCAUAAAACUUAACAAUAAACACUAGAGCAGAUUAAUAAAGCAACUGCUUUUCACUUCCGAUGUUCACGUUGAAAGCUGGCUCAAGUUCCUGAAUAAGUAAGGUAUCUUUGAUUUUACAAUGGUAGUGUGUUUUGCCCUUCGCCAAAAUAUCCACGAAGUUGUG
Messenger RNA from Stylophora pistillata, 1665 nucleotides. RefSeq lists its product as uncharacterized. The record is from RefSeq and is a predicted model, not a curated record. Lineage: Eukaryota; Metazoa; Cnidaria; Anthozoa; Scleractinia; Pocilloporidae.